Moneuplotes crassus is the source of this 323-nucleotide messenger RNA. The record is from the annotation of a GenBank genome assembly. NCBI's taxonomy places the organism in Eukaryota, Ciliophora, Spirotrichea, Euplotida, Euplotidae.
UAGAUUUCUUGGACUCACCUGGUCUAGCUUGGAAUAACCCCAAGAGCUAGCCUGAGAAUAGCUCAAGAAAGUUAUUUGAAGUAUAUGAGUUUAGUUUAUAAACUAAAAAUAAAUUUUAAGAGAAGGUUUAAGUAAAUUGAAAAAGAAAAAAUUCACAAGAAAUGUUCACCCAUCAACAAUCAAAAUCUACUUUUAACUAUAAAAAAAAAUUUCCUGCAAUCUUACCAAUCCAUACAUACCGCCUUCAUUAUACUCUCACCCAUCCCACUGAAGAUAUUUAUCUCCUUCCUAAUGCUAUUACAACCCAAUUCAACUUUCCUUAA